CAUUGCCAACUCUCGUCUCAACUACCACAGUGUACCGAACUCUGCCACUAGAUGCCAGGCUCCGCUCUCCUUUGAACACCAUUGUUGAGUGUUGAACGCGAAGCGAGGUGUUUUUCUCCUCCUCCAAACCUGAAGCCGUGUUCCAAUGAAAGCAGGUGGAAUUCCCCCUUUCAACCAAUGGCGCUCUGCCCUCGCAACAAUCCCUUCGAAAAGGAUGUGUGGGCUCGGCUAUGGCGCUGGCGUGAAGUUGUUGGAAACGGAAAGCCCAGGAAGCAGGAUUUUGGCACUACUACGCCAGCUAAAGCUUAGGGCUACCAGCUUGAAUGGGAACAAGUGAGAAGAUCAUUCAUAUUUGGUCAAACGUGCACCUUGGGAAGCCACUUCGGCGACGUCGGAUUGAAGAUAGUGAUUUCUACAAAAGUUGCUCUGUCAAAAGCGAGCACGUAUGAGAAAUAAGAGUGACCUCUGGCUAAAAAAAAGGCAUGGAUCGUAAGAGUUAGACUGAGUUCUGACUCUCUCGAGCUGUUUGUUUUUUCAACUCUGGAGAAGGACGUAAAACCGUCACCAUGCCUGCCAAAACAAAAUACAAUUUAGUCGAUGAUGGACACGAUUUGCGGAUUCCUUUACAUAACGAGGAAGCAUUCCAACAUGGGAUUAAUUUCGAAGCAAAGUAUAUCGGUAGUCUGGAUGUGGCUCGACCCAAUAGCCGUGUGGAGAUUGUUGCGGCCAUGAGGCGGAUAAGGUAUGAAUUUAAAGUGAAGAAUAUCAAAAAGAAGAAAGUCAACAUUAUCGUGUCCGUGGACGGGGUGAAAGUAGCGCUGCGGAAAAAGAAAAAGAAAAAAGAAUGGACCUGGGAUGAAAGCAAGAUGAUGGUGAUGCAAGACCCAAUAUACAGGAUUUUCUAUGUAUCGCACGACUCUCAAGAUUUGAAAAUCUUCAGUUACAUAGCAAGAGAUGGACAGAGCAAUGUGUUUCGAUGUAACGUCUUUAAAUCAAAGAAAAAGAGCCAAGCCAUGCGGAUAGUACGGACAGUGGGUCAGGCUUUCGAGGUCUGUCACAAACUUAGCCUCCAGCACACCCAGCAAAACGCAGAUGGCCAGGAAGACGGUGACGGUGACGCUGACAAGACAUGCACAAAUUCUGGAGUACCAGGGCGGGAGCUCACAGGGGCCGAAAAGCCGACUGCAGACGAAACAGACAUUGAUGCAGAGGAGCUUCCCCUCCCUGACAGCACAAUGGACGAGUUCAGUCGCGGAGUCACUGACCUGGAUGCGGCCAAGAAAGAGGAAGAUGUCACCAAGGACAUAAAGCCCUCUGAGGAGCCCAGCAUCCUGCUGGCUUCCCCCAAGUUGCUGCUUCCUUCAGGCAGUCAGCUUCCGGCCAGCACUCCCCUGUCGGUGCACCACCAGCUCCAGUUGCUCCAGCAGCAGCUCACCCAGCAGCAGCAGCAGACACAGGUGGCCGUAGCCCAGGUUCAUCUGCUGAAGGAUCAGCUCUCCGCAGAAGCUGCGGCAAGGAUUGAGGCCCAGGCUCGAGUUCACCAGCUGCUGUUGCAGAAUAAGGACCUACUGCAGCAUAUUUCUCUCCUGGUCAAACAGGUUCAGGAGCUGGAGCUCAAGCUGGCUGGACAUGGCUCUAUGGGAUCUCAAGACAGUCUCCUUGAAAUCACUUUCCGUGCUAACGUGCCCCCGGUCCUAUGCGACCCCACCACCCCAAGACCAGAGGACGCCAUCCUUCCUCAACUCAACGAUGGGACACCGCUCUCCCUGCCGCUGGGCAGUCCAAUAGGUAGGGACCAGUGCUUGAUCAAGUUUGAGUGUUUCCGCUUUCUCCCCGGACCACCCCAACAGGAUGAGAGCCCUGACACGCCAUCCCAAGACGUCUCGCCCUCAUCACGAGAUGAGAUUUUGAGUAGCCUCGAGCUGCUAAAAUUCCGCGAGUCGGGAAUCGCUUCUGAGUACGAGUCAAACACAGAUGAGAGCGAUGAAAGCUGGGGACAGCAGGACGAGAGCACCCUGCGUCUGCUCAAUGUGCUUAACAAACACGGCCCCUCUGACUGCUUGGAGGACGAAAUUGCUGUUUAAUGUGAUUUUGUGCACAUGGCUUAGAAAACACUGCUUGAUGUUCUGCUUAAACGGUUCAAAGUCAAUGAAUGUCAAAAUUGUCAAACCAUCUUCUGCUCUUUGUACUGCUGAUGAUUCUGGGAGACCAAGGUGACUUCAACCAUUUGGUGGCUGUUUUAUUUGUUACCUUUUGUGUAAAAUAUUGAAGAGCAAACAGUCCCAAAGCAUAGCAAAUGCUGUUGUCUUCAUUUUGAAGUUUAGGGACACACAUCAGAUGUCUGAAUGGAACGUUCACACAAUCAGCGAUUCUAGUGGCAGUAUUGUUGGUCAUAAUGGCCUACUUCCAAACACUUCAGUCAUAAGUGGGAUAUACAGUAAGAUUCACUCUAAUUUGAAUUAAUUGAAGAAUAUGUUUUCUUGCCACUAAAACUUGACAUUCUUUAUAUAAAUUGGAGCAGUGCAUAAUGCAUAAUAUGAAUAAGAUAGAUCAUUUUGACAUGUUUUUUAGUAAGUUUAAUUAGUUAAUUCAUUGGGUAUCAUGAACUAACAAUUAAUGCUUUUCAUUAUUUUCAGAAUUAUUAAUAUACGUUUGACAUUUCAACAUUGAUGUCAUGAAUUUAAUUAAAGUGCCCCAUUAUGCCAUUUUUUAAGGUUCCUAAUAUUGUUUUGGGAGUCUACUACAACAGGUUUACAUGCAUACAAGGUCAAAAUACACUUUCGUUUUCUCAUAAUAUACAUUUAAUAUCAUCUCAUUUCUCAGAGAUUCUUAAACAAUUUAUUUGAAGCAGUUCAGAGAUUCAGUCUCUCUAAACCCCUAAUUUCCGUGAGCCUACUCGGCUCUGAUUGGUCAGAUGGCCCAGUCUCUUGUGAUUGGUCUACCGCGUACAGCAUUUGUCGGAAAUAAAACGCCCAUUGCCAUAACUGAAUUACAGCUCCAGAGGCUUAUCAAUUCCAAAGACUAUAGAUAUAGAAUGAUGGUUCACUCCUUUUAGUUUUGAAUGGGAGAAACUGCAAUGCGCAAUAUGGCGAAAUACGUCCUGCAUUCUAAAUAAAAGAUCCAAUCGCUGAUUGGUAAAGUCAUUACGUCACUGCAGCUGCCAUUAGAAGCGUUAGACUCGCGAUUAGGACUGCACUUUGGCUAGUCUAGCCUGAAAAAUAAGCUUUUUUAACGCUUUGAGCACAAGAAACAACAUUUAUGGGACAGUUCAUGUCAAAUUUUGUUGCUGAUUUGAAAUUUAAUUUCAAUUUUUAAUUUAAUUGUGAGUAAUUGUGAGUUCGCCAAGCAGUUUUUGAGAUUUCAGGAUUCCCCUAUUCAAAAAGAUAGGACUUGGUCUUGGAUGCCCUGAGGCGUAUGUGGGUGUCUGUUUAUUCGGCAAAUAUGGCCACUGAAUAAACAGACUUUCUUUGAAAGGGACUUUGUCAGUUCUCUGUCAGUUCUCAAGAGAAUGUAUACAAUGUAUGGACAGAAAAGAUGGAAUCAAUUUAAUUAUCAAUUCGAGCCUGAGUCCGACGAUAAAACUCAAUCAUAAGUGCGACUGGAGCAGGACGUUUCUCAGUGUCAACUUAGUGGUAUGUUAUAAGACAUUAAUUGACAUAUUUUUAGACAAUAGUGGGCCCACAGCUGAUUAGCAGAACCACAAUGGUUAGCCGGAGACCUACAGCUGCACUGAGUGUACACAACAUAACAUACAAAACUACGUAUUUUGAACAAUCGAAAGAAAAUAUAAAAAUCAAUUAUUAAUCAUACUUACAGGUUGUGAUUCAGAGGAGCAAGUUGGUCCAAAUAAACUGGGUACUGACGCAUCUUUUAAGAGCAAGCGUUUUGCGAAUUUGAGAAGCAGUCAAUAAAAUGACGGGAACACAACAAAAGUUUGGGAUUGUACUGCUGUGGUAUUGUUGAAAAAAUGAAUUUUAACCUCUGAUUCUUAGCAGCCUCGUCAUUUGGAAGUGAAAAUAAAACACAUUUACUUUCACUGCAUAGAACACAGCGUCUUCUCGACUUGGUGUUAACCACACAAAAAAGCUACAGCGUUUGAGGGUGGGUCAAGUUGUUCAUAAAACAUUGUCGAGCAUUAGGCAAAUGUGUUACCUAGUGACGUGUACCCAUCACGGAAGUGGGAUUCGAAUUCCCGAUGACUCAUUUAGGCGGUUCGGAGUCGAUUCUUUCUUUUGACAAUAACUUUAUUUAUUGUGCACUUUCGGCUUUACAACUUUGCAGAUCGUUUACAUUCACAGGCAGCUACAUUACACAUUGCAUUAAAGGUAAUAUUCAAAAAAUGCAUAAUUGGGGCACUUUAACCAUGAGUAAUAUAUAUAUAUAUAUAUAUAUAUAUAUAUAUAUAUAUAUAUAUAUAUAAUUUUUUAAGAAUUAUAUUUGAAUGGUUUAUAUAUAAAUUAACAAGUUUAACAUUAUUCUAAAAUCGUAACAUUUUAUAUCUCUGCAUGUGGCAAGUGACAAAUCUAGAAAAGACGAAUCUAGAAAAGUUAAAUCUCUCCCAGAAGGUGGAUCAUGUCAAACAUCACAUUGAUUCUCGUUUGCAUAAAUUUCUAAACUUUGUUGCAUCCCUGAAAACACCCACCUUCCAAUUCCCACCAGUGGCGAAUCGCUGUACGUGUGUUGACGUUCCUUUAGAGCCCACGAAGCAAUUGCUUGUUAUUCACAAAUAAGUAAUUGUUUUCAACUACAAGAGAUACAGUACAUCUAUAUGAAAUUAAAUUUAGAACAAAUUUUAUACAUCAGCCUGUGAUAUUCUCUAUAUCUAUAACAUCAGUUGUACAGUUGCAGGUUUGUUUCUGGGCAGUAUUAGGCAUGUAUGCACUGAUAUCCUCAGCCACUUAGAUCACCUUUCAUCAGAAGUGCUCAGAAAAAAGACAAUUACCCAGCAACAUCUGUUUUAGCAUGCACAACAGAACAGACUCUUAAUUGAAUGACUGCGGACUGAGGACGCUAAGCUAAUUAUACCCUAAGGGUAACGAGGCGUCUAAACCGGUCAGAUCUUUACCAACAAGAACCCCAAUUAACGUGUCAGAAUUUUCACAACCCACAUCUUUUGUUCAUUAUUUUCAUACUCAGAAGAGCUUGUCGUGUCUGACUGCCUCGCGUAUGAAUUUUUGUACACAUUUGCUUUCUUGCAUUCGGUUUCUUCUGUGCUUCUAAAAAGUGAUAUUUCAAUGUCUUACCUGUACCUCUCUGAUAAACUACUCGCCUCUUUAACCUCUGUUUCUAUUUUCCUGUUUUUCCCUCUCCCUCUCUCUAUUUCUCUCUGUGUGCCCAGUGUCAUUUAGAGCCAGACAAGUGCACACGAUUAGCUUGGUAAUAAUAGGGUGGUAAGCAAGUCUUCCCACACAUACAGGACAUUGAAAGCAUUUCUGUUGUUGGUUUAGUCUUAAAUGUCUGUAUUUUCCUUGAUUUAUGCACUGUGCAAUAUCUUUUUUCUUUAAACAAAACAAAAGUUAUUUACCAUCUUUAAAUCUCCCUUAGGCUUGUAACAAAAUCUUCCCACAGAUUCUUCGUUGCAUCUCUGAUGAGGGAUUCAUGACCAGUCGUGUUGUCUCGCAGCAGGUCUGGAGGCCAAGACCCAGCUGUGAGCUGUGGUCUAAAUCUGAAGACUGGUGUUUUUUUUCUGAUUUCUCCUCCUUCAAGGACACAGUACAUUUGUAUUAGUGGUGUUUGCUUAAGGCGCCAGCAUCACUGUUACUGUUAUACACAAGUUAGGGAUUUGAGCAAGUCAAAAUAAGUAUUAUUAAUGCAUAAAUCAUCCCACAUAGUUUUUGUUAUGGGCAUGAUUGAUAACUUAAAUCAUGCAGCUUUUUGAGGAGAAGUGUGCAGUUGCUUUUCUCACCAGUCGGAUGAUUUUUGCAAGGUGAACAAUAAAAUAAGUGAAGAAAUCCCAUAGAAUUA
Molecule: messenger RNA, 5964 nt
Organism: Megalobrama amblycephala (Wuchang bream)
Lineage: Eukaryota; Metazoa; Chordata; Actinopteri; Cypriniformes; Xenocyprididae
Gene: nos1apa
Product: nitric oxide synthase 1 (neuronal) adaptor protein a
Exons: 10
Coding region: 567-2084 (505 amino acids)
Molecular function (GO): nitric-oxide synthase binding
Source: RefSeq, a predicted model, not a curated record